Molecule: messenger RNA, 1068 nt
Organism: Nicotiana tabacum (common tobacco)
Lineage: Eukaryota; Viridiplantae; Streptophyta; Magnoliopsida; Solanales; Solanaceae
Source: RefSeq, a predicted model, not a curated record
AUACAAAAAUAUUCUUUUCCUUUUCCUUAUUUUGUGGACUUAUAAGUCUCCUAUAAAUAUUUUGUCUUUCUUGCAAACAUGAUUAUUCCUUCGAUACUUUUAUAUCUCAACACCUAUGUUGUCUUCUCAUCUCUGUUCUUGCCUAAUUCUUUCUUGUCUUUUCACCUUCUGAUCAUGAAAUCGCAAACCAAAUUUGCCGAAGUAAAGAAUGAAAAACAACAACAAGAACAAUCAAUCAAAAUCCAAAGAAAAAUAAAAAUAAAAAUUUCAGACCCAGAUGCUACAGAAUCAUCAUCUUCAGAAGAAAAGGAACACGAAAAGAGACCAUCAAAAAAGAAGCCAAAGCUGACUGUUCAUGAAAUUAUUCAAGGUAAGGUAAAGACUACAACUUUUUCUAGCAAAUUGCCAUCUGGGGUUCGAAAAAGAAAAUCGGGAAAGUAUUGUGCUGAGAUUAGAAACCCAUUUAACAAGAAAAGAAUUUGGUUGGGUACUUUUAUUACUGCUGAAGAGGCUAUUCAAGUUUACCAGUCUAAGAAACUUGAGUUUGAGGAAAAAAUGAAGGAGGCUAAAAAUGCAAAAAUGGACACUUUUGAAAAAUCUGAAAUUGAGACUCAGACUUCAGAUUCAUCAAAUGGGAUCGAGGGAAAAGGCAAUAAUUCUAGUGUAGGGGAAGAACAAGAAAUUGGGCAAGAAAAUGAUGAAGAAAUGUUGAUGGGGCAAUGGAUCCAAAUUUCAGAUAAUAAAGAAGUUUAUAUUUCUGUGAAAUUAGGGGUUCCAGUUGUUGAUAAUUAUGGAUUUUUGUUAGGUGAAUUUAGCGAAUUGGAUGAUCUUAGUAUUUCUGUCUUUGACAGAGAAAAUAAUAUCUGAGAUAACUAUUUACAAAAAUAGCCAUCUUUUUGUUGUAAGUCAAUAAUUUACUUCUCAAUGAAUAAGUAAUAAUGUGAUAUAUGAGAGUGAGGAAAUUGAUUUGAGUGAAAUUGAUUUGUGGAAUCCUCUUGUUGAUGAUUAAAACUGUAAUUGCAGCAAUGUAAAUUUGUUCCUACAAUUGAAAUUUGAGUCUUGUCUCUU